Solanum dulcamara is the source of this 1220-nucleotide messenger RNA. Its product is annotated as PLASMODESMATA CALLOSE-BINDING PROTEIN 3-like. The transcript has 4 exons. Bases 230 to 838 code for a protein of 202 amino acids. The record is from RefSeq and is a predicted model, not a curated record. NCBI's taxonomy places the organism in Eukaryota, Viridiplantae, Streptophyta, Magnoliopsida, Solanales, Solanaceae.
UACAUAUAAAAUGCCACUCAAAAUGGACAUUGAGCCUCCACCUUCCACCUAUUUUUUUCUUGUCUCGAGAGUUCCAUUUCCCUAUAGUACACUUUCUCUGUUUCCCUUGAAACAUCUCUUUUUUCUGCUUCUUCUUCGGACUAUAUUUCACUAGCUCUACUAUUAACCUUCUUGAAAAUACAGGGAACAGUAAUAUCUUCAUAUCUACUUCUUAGAUCUUGGCACAAUCAUGGCUGCUUUUGUACUGUCUUUAAUACUUCUCUUGGCUUUAACUGGUUACUCAAGUGGUGCUAAUUACUGUGUGUGCAAAGAUGGGUCUGGGGACCAAGUUCUGCAGAAAAAUAUAGACUAUGCCUGUGGAAAUGGAGCUGACUGUACUGGUAUCCUUCAAAAUGGCCCUUGCUACAACCCAAACACUAUCAAAGAUCACUGCUCCUAUGCUGUAAAUAGCUAUUAUCAGAGGAAGGCUGCAACUGGUGCUACUUGUGACUUCUCUGGAACAGCAACUUUGACUUCAACUCUACCAUCCUCCACUAGUUCUGCAUGCUACCAGACCACAGGAGGCAACACUGGAGGUACCACAACCCCAACUGCACCAGGAACCACAACAAAUCCAGGGAUAGGAACUGGGACCGGCACGAGCACAGGCACAGGCACAGGCACAAGCACAGGAACUAAUACGGGUAUUAACAACCCAACUUUUGGGUUAGGACCAACAGGAAGUGGUGGCUACAACCCAGAUGGCAGUGGCACAGAGGCUCUUCAUCAAAACAGACUUUUUUUCGCCAUAGCACUUUUGUUUACAAGCAGCUUGUUGGUGGUAUGCCUAAGAGUGUAAAGAAAAAAGUAUGAAUGUGAGGCAUUGAAUGAAAGAAGGGUAUGAGAAGAUAAUGGACUUUUUGGGUACAAAGUAUGGGUAGCAUUUUUCAAUGGUCAGCAGGGGAGAAUCAUCUGGACACACUUCCACUUGGACUUUUUUUGUUAUUUUCUUCUUGUUUCUUUAUUAUCUCCAUCUUCCCUUUCCUCUGGUGAGUGGAAAAAGUUGGAAUUAGAUUCCUUCUUGAAGUGGAGAUGUGGCUGUUUCUGGGGGUAGUAAUAUGUACUAGUAAUGUAGAAGAAUCCUGAUCUCUUCUUUUUAGAUUUUCCUUUUUGUAUAUCUAGAGAAGUAGAGACUGUAUUUUUUAUUUUAGAAAUUUAAUCAAUGAGUACUUGCUACCCUA